This is a messenger RNA of Salmo salar (Atlantic salmon), 4312 nucleotides long. Lineage: Eukaryota; Metazoa; Chordata; Actinopteri; Salmoniformes; Salmonidae. The record is from RefSeq and is a predicted model, not a curated record.
AAAACAAUAUGCUUACCAUAUGAAAGAGUAAAAAAGAGAAGUCCACAAAGCGAGAGAGGAGGUGGAGAAACGCUCUUCCUUGAAAACAGAGUGUGUGAGAAGAGGAAGGGAGGGCAGAGGAUCUUUACAGUCAGGCACAUGCUCACACAGAUAUAGUACAUACAGACCUAUACAAACCCAUGCAUUCUAAUGGGCAUGCAACGUGUUAAGAGACCUGAGACGCAGCAGUUCCUGUCUUGUUUUUAGGGGCAGUAGAAUACAGAGUGUAAAGUGACAGUAGUAGUUAGACCUCUGACACUCGUCUGGUCUAUAUACACACAGAAACAAAUAUACCCAUACUCUGUUUUUGGUGUCAGAGUUUUGGAGUUAUGAGUGACUUCAGGAUGACUAAGAGUGGCCAUGUGUUCCUCAGUCCUUCGGCUAUUACAUGGGGCCAGAGGAGACGACACAGUGAUGGCAGCAGAAUGGACGAGCAGAGAUGCACCUUCCCUCCACCCCUCAAAACAGAGGAGGACUAUAUCCCUUACCCCAGCGUUCACGAGGUCCUGGGUCGUAGGAGCCCCUUCCCCCUAAUCCUGCUGCCUCAAUUCGGAGGCUACUGGAUCGAGGGGACCAAUCACAAACCCAGUGCCACACCUGAGCCUGAGCAGAAGCCAUGUGCUGCCUCCCACAUCAAGCUGGAGACCAACAGCACGGCCAAGAUCUACAGGAAACAGUUCAUGGGCAAGGAACACUUUAAUUACUACUCCAUGGACAUUGGCCUGGGCCACCUGGUCUUCUCCAUGAAGUAUGAUGUCAUCGGGGACCAGGAGCAUCUCUGCUUGCUGCUAAGGACCAAAUUAAAAACUCACCAUGAUGUGAUUCCUAUCUCCUGCCUGACUGAGUUCCCCAACGUGGUCCAGAUGGCCAAGCUGGUGUUUGAAGAGGUAAAUGUGGACAGAUUUUACCCAGUCCUCUACCCAAAGGCUUCAAGGCUCAUUGUCACCUUUGAUGAGCAUGUCAUCAGCAACAAAUUCAAGUUUGGAGUCAUUUAUCAGAAGUUUGGCCAGACCACCGAGGAGGAGCUAUUUGGGAACAGCGACGAGAGUCCUGCUUUUGUAGAGUUCUUGGAGUUUCUGGGGGACAAGAUUGAGCUCCAUGACUUUAAAGGCUUCAGAGGAGGACUGGACGUCACCCACGGCCAGACAGGAACAGAGUCUGUCUACACUAACUUUCACAACAAGGAGAUCAUGUUCCACGUGUCCACCAAGCUGCCAUACACAGAGGGAGACUCUCAGCAGUUGCAGAGGAAGAGGCACAUAGGCAACGACAUCGUGGCCAUCUUGUUUCAGGAGGAAAACACACCCUUUGUGCCAGACAUGAUAGCCUCCAACUUCCUGCAUGCCUACGUGGUGGUGCAGGUGGAGAAUGCCUGCUCAGACAACGUCACGUACAAGGUGUCUGUGACAGCGAGAGAUGAUGUGCCUUUCUUUGGACCCGCUCUACCGGACCCAGCCAUCUUUAAAAAGGGGCAUGAGUUCCAUGAGUUCCUGUUCACUAAGCUGAUCAAUGCGGAGUAUGCCUGUUACAAGGCUGAGAAGUUUGCAAAACUGGAGGAGCGCACGCGGUCGGCCCUGUUGGAGACCCUGUAUGAAGAGCUACACAUCAACAGCCAGUCCAUGAUGGGCCUGGGAGGGGACGAGGACAAACUGGAGAAUGGGGCUGGGGGGGGAGGGGGCUUCUUUGAGUCCUUUAAGCGGGUGAUCCGCAGCAGAAGCCAGUCUAUGGAUGCCAUGGGCCUCAGUAACAAGAAGCCACACACUGUCUCCACUAGUCUCAGUAGCAGCUUUACCGAGACCCCCAAAACCCCAGGGAUAUCUCUGAUCAUUCCUGGGAAGAGCCCCACCAGGAAGAAGUCUGGGCCCUUCAGUGCAAGACGGAGCAGCGCCAUCGGGAUCGAGAACAUCCAGGAGGUGCAGGAGAGGAGUCGGGAAGUGUCCCCCAGCACACAGAGGACUCCAGACAGUGGACAGAUCUCCCAGGACCCUAAGUCAGAGAACUCAUCUAAUCAGAGCUCACCAGAGAUGCCCACAACAAAGAACAGUUUGGCCAUGUGUUGCAGGGCCCCGUCUAUCCCUGAAGCCCAGGACCUGUCCCGCUCCUCGUCCAACGCCAGCAGCUUUGCCAGCGUGGUGGAGGAACACGAUAACGAGGGCAUCGAAGAGUACGACCCAGGACUGGAGAGCCUGUCCUUUUCUGGAACAUCACACAAGAGGGACUCAUUUGCGUAUGUCUCCUGGGUAGAGGAUAGUGUGAGCAGUACUAGUGCCGCCAGCCAGGGCAGCUCUCCAGCACCUGCACGGUCCCAGCAGCCUGAGGGGGGCAAAGGGGAAGAGCUCAAAAAGGCGGAGAGCCGAGACAAGACAGAGCGGUCAUCAUCGCAUUCCCAUAAGAGGCACCCCCUGCAGGAGAUGAAGCAAGCGCACGUGUGUUCCACCACAGAUGCAGAGGAGGAGCAGAGCUAGUCGCUGGGACAGACAGACAGACCUGGUGAAGGCUAGUCCAGUCUGAACAGCCAGGUCCAUGGACAUGCACUUAUAGCCUUCCCUCAUCCCAACUCUUUGUGGCUGACUCCCAGCAUGCCUAGAGGGGUGAAGGAGAGGAUCGGCCCGCACCCAUUCCCAAAAGGAGUGCCACUCACACAGUAUCGCUUCUGGCUGUUGUCUGUUGGCUCGCUUAGCCUGCAUAUAUUUCUGCUCCGUGAGCUCUGUGAAAUUAGAAUCUGUUCAUGUGGUAACUCAUAGUAUACUCUCCCUUGUCCUCUCUAUGGCAUUGUUUUUGUUUUGGUUCGGAGGUGGAGGGAGGGAUGGAUCUUAAGCAUUAGACAGAUUGGUGUUGCAGGAGAUCUGUUGAUCAUGCAUCGGGGGAAGUUUUCUGUUAGGCUAAAAAGGAAUGCAUGAGGAGGAUAAGAGGGUGUUGUCCUGUUGACAAUGUUGUCAUUGUUGGAAGAACUGAUAUUAUUGCUCCCAUCAACCUCACAUCCCACCAUGAUACUGUACAUUUGUUACUCUUGGUGUCCCGGAUCCUUUGAUGUCACACCAAGCCUUGUGUUUUAUUAAUGGUCAAUUAAGAGUGUAAUGGUGGAUGUUGACUAGAAACUUUUAGUAAAUGUUACAUGUUUUUGAUAGAAGGUACUUUUAUCAUCAUGCUGCUGCUGGUUUUGAUUCCAUUAUUCAUUUCCCCUGACAAACUGUACAAUUGCAGUUCACAGGUUAUGUUGAUGAAUGGACAAUAUUUUACUGACUCCAUAAUUAUAGUCAACGUAUUUCAGGCCAUUUAAAGGGGUAAUCUGCAGUUCAAACAAUAACAAUGUCUUUACACCGCCACUGUAUCGAUAACCAGCUGAGUGAUGGGGCUGGAUAAAAGUAACCACUCUCAAAUUCCUAGAUAGUGCUAUGGAUGCAAGGACUGACCAUCCAUGAUAGCAAAAGUAUAGUUUUAACCAUGUUGAGGCUAUAUAGUGUUUGUUUACAGUUACCUUGUUUACUAACAAAUGAGUAAAACGCGCUUAUGUUUUGGGGUUUUGAUGGGGUACGACAGUUGAACUAAGCGCAUGAAGCAUUUAUAAGUAAUAGUCUUCAAGAAUCAAUGGGUAUAUAUAAUUAAUUUAAAUGUAAAAAAAUCUAUGUAGCAAUCGCAGAUUGCCCCUAUAAACUGAGGAAAAAAACAUGAAAUAUUGAAUUACUGAUAAAGUCUGGUGUCCAAACUAAAUUACUCAUCAGUAUUCAUCACUGUCCCAUACUGUAGAUAGUACCACACAGUCAGACAUUCCUCCAAGGUGACCUAACCAAAGCACACAGCCUCCAAAGCCAAGCUACUGUCCAGUAACUACUGUCUUCAGUUUACUUUUUUAAAACCUCUAGUUUGAUUUAAAGUAUGUGUUUGGAUGUGUAUACAUGGUGCAUGGUGUAAAUCUGCUCGCAAAACCAUGUCAACGGUACAGUACCAUGCUGGAAAUAAAUUGUUUCUUCAAACCAGUCAAACUUCUCUAGAAAAGCAGACAGAUAAAGAGUCAUUAUUUCUUUACAUCAGUUUCGAUCGAGAAAUAUGGGGAUACAUAAGUGUAGAUGUGGAAACCGGCACUACAUUUUCAAAGAAUUGCUGACCUUUUGAAAAUCUAACUUGGUUUUUAAAAAGAAUUACACUGUGACAAGUCUUGAAGUUGCCUUUUUAAUGAUUGUGUUAAGUAAGUUGCUUUGUAGGAGGGUAUCCCCCUUCAUAUAAGGAAUCAAUCCCAUGGGGGAUAUCACCAACUGGAAUCUAUCACCAACUG